UGGCUAGUACAUCGUAGGAAAAACUCUAGUUUAUUGUAAAAAUUAUAAGUUGGAUUGAGUAAUGUGAUAAAAAUUGAUCACAUCCAAAAUUUGACCUAAUACAAGCCCACGAUAGAAAAAUUGGACCAAAGAAAAGAUAGGGCCUUAAGCUAACUUUAGCCUAAUAUCUAAAAAGAAGCAAAUUCGCCUAAAUCUAUCUAAAGCCCAUGAAUGUCCUCUUAGAGGUCUUGCUUUUUCGUUUUGCGUAAAAAAAUUGAUAACGAAGUGUUGAAACUUCAAGAUUUGAAUCAAAAUAAAUAAAUACUCAAAAAAUUAAAAUUUUCUUAUUAAGAAGGUUGAAACUAAAACUGAUAUUGAAUCCACAUCUUCUCGUGAACGGGGGAGUUACAAGUUUUAAACUUUCUCUAAUGUUUGAAAAAAAAAUCAAUAAAUUAUAUAUUAGAGGUUGUAUAUUGAAAUUAUCUUUUUUCAAAUAUUAUAAUGAAAUCCAUACAAAAAUUUGACAAAUCUAAUUUUAUCGAAGAUCUCGUGUGAACAAAUUAGCAUGCACGAGUUGCUUUCAACAUGAGUAUUUAAAGGGUAUAUUUUUCUUACUUUCAUAAAAAUUUCCCGGGGCCGGUCUAAGGACUCAUUGACAAAGUCUCAAUUUCAAGACUUUCUCGAACCGCUUUCGGUCGGACCGGCAAAUUCUGCUAUAAAAGCACGACGUCUCCCGCUCAGACUCGACUCUACACCAUUUACCACCAAAUUGGAGAAAAAUGUUCAUGAAAGCGUUGGGUGUCACUGCGAAGUGCGAAUUUGCCGCCAACCAUGGCUCAUGGCCACUUUCCGCCAUUCGACCACCGUGACCUCAACCGUCAACGCGUUGCUCCUUGGCUCCCUCAAAGAACACUAUCUCGUGAUCUCUAAAAUGUCGUCGUCUCCGGUGCACUAGACGGUAAUGGGCCGGUGCUUACUAGGAACUACGGUGAAGAAGCGGUUAACGUUUAGGUAAUGCCAUUGGCCAUUAUUAUUCUGGAAGGUGGAGAGACGAUGAAAUUAAUCAGCAAUGUACAUUUUCUUUGUGUGUUAUAUCCCGAUGCAUUACGUAUCCAUUCCGUUUCGAUGAGAAUCAAAGUCGAAUCCUAAGGGUUUCACGUUGUUCCGCUCGGUUUUAAUGGUUUCGUGUUCAACUUAAACUGAACAAGAACAACCCAACCCAUUUGGAUAUGAACCUCUCUGAGUUGUUGGUUUGGUUGGCAGAGAUAUAGUUGAGAAAAUGCUGAGACAUUAAGAAGUCUCUCUUUCCAUUUCUUCAAGCACGCCAUAAUGUGAAAGAAGAUCAAAAUUUUAUGUGGUCGUUCAGACUAAAAGGGCUUAAAGGAAAGGGAAGGAUGAAAGGUUUGAAGUUCAUCAAGGAGCAGAAGAACACUAAAAAGAAUGAUGUCAGUCCACAUUAUCGUCCUAAUCAGUUAGGUGUAGCAGGUAAACAAAACAAGUGGAAAUAAGGGAUGAAAACAGGUGCUUAUUUCUUAAAUAAGCUCAUGGAGGUCGUUCCAGAUGGAAAUGCGUCAAGAAAGAAGGGCGAAUCUAUCACGAAGGAGGCAAAAACACAAGGAUUAUUAGCAAAACAAGUUGAUGAAUUUGUUGAUGAUUGGAGGAUCAACAGUGGCCGGCGUCAUACCAUUUUCUUUAUGGGAUUUGAGAAAGCAUCAAAAACAAAAACUUAUUUGAAUUUGAGGAAGGAGGGAAAGAGAGAAAAUGAAGAUAUUAUUAUUGUUGAUAAUGCUGUGGACGAGGAUGAUGAUGAGUUGAUCCCACUAAUGUCGACGACAUUUCAGAACAACUUUGACGACAAUAAUGGUGAAUUUUGUACGGAAUUCGAGAAGUCCCAAGUUGUCGUGGCUAUUCAAAGACAUGUCGCUCAAAGAAUCCGCCGGAGAGUCACGCUGGCGGACCUGCUUAUGGUGGAUGUCCAUGGGAACAAGCCUAAGCCUAAGCCGGAAGCGGAAACUGUGCCGGUGCCAGAUUUUCAGAAGAAAUUACCGGAAGUUGAGAAGGACAGAGGCAGCUGCUUUUCCGAAAAGCCGAAAGCGGCGCCGGAGCCACCUACGAGGAACCUCCGACGACUAAUGGGGAAGAUGAUGAAGAGAAAGAUGCAUGCAAAGGUCCACAACGAGCAGCUGCUUUGUGAAGAAAAUAAAUUAAAUGGAAAGCUCUUUGAUCCAACCUCUCUUCCUAUUCUUCCAGCUGCUUGUGCUUGAGAUCCAUCAUUUGGCAACAAUAGAAUUUCCUAAAAUUGUGGUUGAAUUUUACAUCAUGAAUUUAUUUUCUAAUUUUCAAGAAUGUAGAUGGUGCUGCUAUAUGUGAAAGCCAUGUCUGCUGUUUUCUUAAGAUUUGAUGUAUCAUUGUGGGUUUUUCUUUUUCUUGAUUUGAUGAAAGUUUGGUGGUACCCAAAUUGAGUGGAUUACCUGAUUCAAAUUGGACUUCAAAUAAAUAAUUACUCUCUCCUAUGUCAAGUUGCAUUCAAUUUAAAACCCUUUUUAUGA
Molecule: messenger RNA, 2528 nt
Organism: Cucumis melo (muskmelon)
Lineage: Eukaryota; Viridiplantae; Streptophyta; Magnoliopsida; Cucurbitales; Cucurbitaceae
Product: protein TILLER ANGLE CONTROL 1-like
Exons: 8
Coding region: 1491-2243 (250 amino acids)
Biological process (GO): morphogenesis of a branching structure
Source: RefSeq, a predicted model, not a curated record